Onychostoma macrolepis is the source of this 3751-nucleotide messenger RNA. RefSeq names its product rabenosyn-5. The record is from RefSeq and is a predicted model, not a curated record. Bases 259 to 2478 code for a protein of 739 amino acids. Gene Ontology annotation, molecular function: metal ion binding. Lineage: Eukaryota; Metazoa; Chordata; Actinopteri; Cypriniformes; Cyprinidae. The transcript is spliced from 12 exons.
GUGUCAGCUCAGUGUUCCUGUGAUCACGCCUAGUAACGUUAAACCGAGUCACACGAUCAUCUGUAUGAUCAGCGCUUUAUUGUUCAUUUAAAGCGCGUUUAUUCUCGAUAUUUAUAAGCAUUUGCUUUUAAGAGGCUUUUAAGUGCUUGUCGCUGAGGAAAAAGUGAUGGAGAGGGUCUGGCAUGGCCGGUGCUGUCACACAGGUGCCUCAUAAACUGAGAAGCAUUGGAUCCAGCCUCUCACAUCCAAACCCACCUUAUGGCCUCCAUCUACCCGCCCUCAUUCGAGGACUCAGCUGAGGUGAAGGAGGGCUUCCUGUGCCCUCUCUGUUUGAAGGACCUCCAGUCAUUUUACCAACUACAAGGCCACUAUGAAGAGGAGCACUCUGGUGACAACCGGCACGUUGGUGGUCAGCUGAAAAGCCUGGUGCAAAAGGCGAAGAAAGCCAAAGACAAGCUGUUAAAGCGGGAUGGAGAUGAGCGGACAGACAGCAGCUAUGAGUCAUUUUAUUAUGGAGGAGUGGACCCCUACAUGUGGGAGCCACAGGAGCUCGGAGCCACCCGCAGUCACUUGGAUUUUUUCAAGAAGCAGAGAGCUGCAAGAAUUGACCAUUAUGUUAUUGAAGUCAACAAAUGCAUUAUACGACUGGAAAAGCUGACAUCCUUUGACAGAACCAGCAUGGACGCAGCACAAAUAAGAUCACUUGAGAAGUCAGUGGUAUCGUGGGUGAAUGAUCAAGAUGUGCCAUUUUGCCCUGAUUGUGGGGGCAAAUUCAACAUCCGUAACCGCCGCCACCAUUGCAGACUCUGUGGGUCCAUAAUGUGCAGAAAGUGCACAGAGUUUAUUCCUCUGCCACUGGCAUAUAAAUUAACCAGUGGAACCAGGGAGGCCCUGUGGGCUCCUGGCCAGAGUGGGUCUCCUGGAACUGCAGGCCCAGUCGUGCAGCAGACUUCUCGCCGCGGCUCCAUUAACAGCAUCUCAUCUGUCAGCUCUGUGUUGGAGGAGAAAGACGAGGACCGUGUACGCUGUUGCCAUCACUGCAUGGACGCACUUAUCCGGCAUCAGCACAAACUGGAGGAAAAAGACCACAUGCCUGAUAUCGUCAAACUCUAUGAGAGGUUAAGGACAUGUAUGGAGAAAGUUGAAGCUAAGGCUCCAGAGUACAUGCGUAUGGCAGAGUCUCUUAAUGCUGGGGAGACGACCUGUAAUCUAGAGAGUGCUGCUGCACUAAGGAUGGAGAUACAGAAAUACUACGAGCUCAUUGAUGUUCUGAGUAAGAAGAUACUCACACUCGGACUAAAAGAUGAGGUCCAGCCUCACCCGAAAGCCCUGCAGCUGCAAAGGAUGGUGCGCUACACAGCUACACUUUUUAUACAGGAGAAACUGUUGGGACUGACGUCGCUCCCCACCAAAGAGAAAUAUGAGGGGCUUAAAGAGAAGAGAAGAGAGGAGCAGGAGAAAAGGGUGCAGCAGGAGAGACAGGCAGGCCUGGAGGCACAUAAACGUCGAUUGGAAAAUGAAAAUAACCUCGGCGCACACGAGGAUGUUCCACGUCCACGCAUGACCAAAGCUGGUGGCUGGCUGCCACAAUCAGACACUCUGCAUACUCGCUCUGAGCUGGACGACCCUCUGCUGCAACAGAUCAAAAACAUCGAGUCCUUCUUACGGCAGGCGCGCUCCGCAAAGCGCACCGAUGAAGUGGCCGUGCUGGAGGAGAACCUGCGGCAGCUGCAGGACGAGUUUGACGCUCAGCAGACCAGUCGAGCCAUCCAGCUUUCACAGAGGCUGGCUGAUGAGACCGACCUGCAGCAGAGUCAAAUCGAACAUCUGCAGCAAAGAGAGCUCGAGCACAGAACCCAAUCUAAAAUCUCCUCCUUGGAUUUCAGAGACCGAGAAAAUGUUCCGAAAAGAGAAGAGGAGGAAGGUGACUUGGGAGAACAUUUGAUCGGAAGCCCUGGGUCUUCUAAGUCUUUGUCACGUCUGUUAGGAAACUCUCCUCCCUUAGAGAGGCAAAGAGAUAAACAUGCACCAACUCCACCCGCCAGAAACCCCUUUGACGAGCAGCAUUUCUCUCCUGCUGAGGAAGAGCCGACCAAUUCUCAGACAGCCAAUGGAAAGAAAGAGUACAACCCAUUUGAGGAAGAAAACGAUGAAGUGGAAGAUCCAGAUACGGGUAAAGUGAAGUCACCUAGAAAUCCUUUUGAAGAUGACUAUUAUGAAGAUAGAGGUAACCCUUUUAAAGAGGUUUCCGAUGAGGUUCCAGCUGCCUCAACCAAUCCGUUUGAUGAAGAGGAUGAUGAGGAUGGCACAGCAGUCGAUGACGUGAUUGAGGAAGAGCUACUUCUACAACAGAUCGAUAACAUCCGGGCAUAUAUCUUUGAUGCCAAGCUAAGCGGACGCUCUGAUGAAGUGGAGCUUUUGUCAGAGAACCUAAAGGAGCUGCAACAAACACUACAAGAGCAGAAAAGAAAAAAAUAGUGGCCGUCACCAAACUUAUUUUGUUUGUUUUGUAAUUGAUGAGGCUUGUUUUCGGUUUCAAAUAAAAGUGUAAGCUACUGAUAUCAGCACUAGAUAAAAAAAAUAAAACAAAAUUGAAGUUUCUGUGCAAGAACGCAUAGUAGUAGGAACAGACCAUUCUUGAUCAGAACAACUUAAACUCUGUUAAAAUUUGUAAUUUAAUAAAUAAAAAAAUAAGGCUUAGCAUUGGGUAAUAUUCAAGUAUUUUAUGUGAACAAAAUCUUAAUAUGUAGUCUCAAGUCAUAUAAAUGGGUAGGUUUUACAGAAGUGGUUGAAAUAUCUGAAGUUAAGAUUUUCUGUUCAACAAAGUCAGUAUUUCAUGCACAUUGCUGCUUUGAUUGAGAAUACAUUUUGCUUUAGAAUUUUGUUAAGAAAAUCUAAGUUUAUGUAUCGAAGUCUAGCAUGAACGCACACCUGCAGCUUUAAACUUUUUUUUUAUUAUAUUGCACUAAUGGAUAACCAGUACUUCACUAAACAGAAACCCUGAUUUCUUUAUUUCUAUCCUUGAAACAUCAAAGGAAUAGUUCACUCAAACAUGAAAAUCAUUUCACCUUUUUCUGUGUCUUUGGAACACAAAAUGUAUUUCAGAAGGUUUCAACUGUUUUUGUCCAUACAAUUGAAGUUGAUGCUGUCAAAAUCAAAAAUCUAUGUUCAAAAAAAUUCAUUUUUGGGUGAAUCUGUUUAAUAUUACAGAUUUGCCUAAUCAAUGUCAAAUGUCUGUCAUUUAGUCUGUAUAUAUUUGCAUUGUUUUAUACCAUUAGUAGUACUGAUUUCUGUUGCACUUAAAUGAUUUAGCAAUUAUACAAAUACAUCCAAUGCUAUGGAAACCAGUGUUGAAGUAACAAACCUAUGCAUAUGGUCAUCAUAAUUGCCUGCUGCUCCUCUAAAUAGCUGUGCAAAAACUGUACCAUUUGUAUGUUAAAUCUCCUCAAUUUUGCUUGCAUGUUUCAUUAAUGCUUCAUUUAUGUGUGCCCACCUCAAAAAGACAUGGAAACACAACUGAUGAGUUCUGUCUUGUAUUAACUCAAGGCUUUCCUGGACACAGUGAGAACAGACAGCAACCCUGUGGCUGAAUGUAAUGCUUUUUGUAAUUGUAUUUGUUUUUGUCAUCAGAGAAGCAUAUUGUGACUAACAACCUAUCCAUUAACUUUUGGAUAAUGUUGUGUGUUUACACUGAGCAAUAUCAGGUAUCAUAAAUGUAACACUAAUAAUUAAUAAAAUUCAGUGAAAAUUC